Lingula anatina is the source of this 960-nucleotide messenger RNA. RefSeq lists its product as uncharacterized. Lineage: Eukaryota; Metazoa; Brachiopoda; Lingulata; Lingulida; Lingulidae. The record is from RefSeq and is a predicted model, not a curated record. Gene Ontology annotation, molecular function: chitin synthase activity. Gene Ontology annotation, biological process: chitin biosynthetic process. Gene Ontology annotation, cellular component: cell periphery; cell septum.
ACAGAGAAAAAAGAUCUAACUCCAGUGCCAACUGACAAGGAAAAGAAAAAUUGUGUUAUUUAUUUAUGUACAACAAUGUGUAAUGAGUCAGAAGAGGAAAUGACCCAACUACUUCUUUCUUUGAAAAAUGUCAUUGAUGGUAGAGACAGAGGAUCGCCAUUGUUCCACUCUCACAUAUGGCUAGAUGGUGCUUUUGACACCAAGACGAAACCAGAAAGUAAUACACUCAGUAGAAACGCACUUCAGUUACUGGGCAUAGUAAAAUCUGUGUUUGAUGUCAGUUUAGGGAAUGAACCACCUGGUACAGUAUCCUACCGUUUUGAGACGAAGAAAACAAGGUACGGUCGCCGCUUUACGUGGACAUUUUAUGAUCUCAAUGAGGAACUGGAAGAUGUGGAUCUAAAUGUGCAUCUCAAGGACAACAGAAAGGUUAAGAAGAAGAAACGUUGGAGCCAGAUUAUGUACUUAUCGUACAUCAUUGAUUUUCUCUGUGUAAAAUCAGCAAAAAGAACUGGUUUAGAUGUGGAUGAAAUUUUGAAGGAUACUUUUAUCUUGACGACCGACGCUGAUGUGAAGUUUGAAUUUGCAUCGGUAGAGGCUCUCCUUGAUGUUUUCCUGCGAGACGAAACCAAGCAGCUUGGAGCCGUUUGUGCCCGAACCCACCCGCUGGGUUCUGUAGCCAACCCUUUAGUAUCAUACCAGAUUUUUGACUACGCUAUUGGCCACUGGUUGCAAAAGGUUGCCAACCACACUCUGGGAAGCGUGCUGUGUGCCCCCGGCUGCUUUAGCAUGUACCGAACGGCCAUUUUGAAAAACGUCCUACCAGAGUACGGAAGUGACACUAGCUGUGGCACGGAGUUCCUUUACAAAGACAUGGGAGAGGACAGAUGGCUCUGCACUCUGAUGACGCGUUGUCUAUUGCGCCAAGAGGCCGUGAUACUUACAAUUUUCAAAAAAUGA